AUGACACAGUCGUUCGGUACCGAAGACCUUCCGUCAUCAGCCCAAGAUCUCGCUUCUUUGCUCGUCUUGGUGGAGUCUCGACGCGAUGUGGAAGGUCAAGAUCGCCUCCCGAAGAGCACUGAGUUUCGUGAAAGCGGCAUCCAGUCGCUCACGGCAAAAGAAUUUCGUCUGAUCACGCGGGUGAGCCAUUUCGACUUCUUUCGUAUCAUAUCAGAAAUUGAAACGAAUGAAUUUUUCCAGAACAAUUCUGGUUGCGGAGAAGCCCCCGUUUGGUUGCAGCUGGUAGUUGCAUUGAAUCGCUUAGGAAACUACGGUAAUGGUGUCUCGCUCGGUAGAACACAAAAGCUUUGGGGGAUCGGCCAAGGGACCUGCGCUCUCUAUACGACUCGGGUUCUUCUUGCUUUGAAAUAUCUCGCCACCAAGUUUGUGGUGUGGCCAGAUGCCGAAGAGCGACGAUCAAUAUCGCGUCGUAUGGAGCAAAGAGGUUUUCGUGGGUGUGUAGGCUUCAUCGCUGGUAUCACGAAAGGUGAUACGACAGGCAACGUUUCGGGUCAGAAUUCGGAGCGGAGCGACGAAUCCAGUACGGAAGGUGGUUUGCGACGAUCGCCGUCGUAUUAUUGUAUUUUAUUCUGGUUGGCCAGGUUCCUGGUCUGA
Phytophthora nicotianae INRA-310 is the source of this 654-nucleotide messenger RNA. RefSeq lists its product as hypothetical. Bases 1 to 654 code for a protein of 217 amino acids. The transcript has 2 exons. NCBI's taxonomy places the organism in Eukaryota, Oomycota, Peronosporomycetes, Peronosporales, Peronosporaceae. The record is from RefSeq and is a predicted model, not a curated record.